This is a messenger RNA of Annulohypoxylon truncatum, 2412 nucleotides long. RefSeq lists its product as uncharacterized. Lineage: Eukaryota; Fungi; Ascomycota; Sordariomycetes; Xylariales; Hypoxylaceae. The transcript has a single exon. The coding region runs from base 368 to 2089 and encodes 573 amino acids. The record is from RefSeq and is a predicted model, not a curated record.
CAUUUCUCCACCUUACACGCAAACGUCCUCUCUUCUUUACCUACCACCGACCUUUCUUCUUCACAUCUUCCUUCAUAAAGUCUGAUGUGAUAAUCGAGCUAGUACCAAGAUUUUCUCCCCUCCCCCCAUACCAUAUCCUCCCCUCUUGACCGUCUGCGACAACUUUUGAUUUAUUUCAGAAGAGCACGCCGCGUUAUCGAAAUUAGACCGCUCGUUAUUACCUUGCAUCUAAACGCCUCUCCGUUACCGCCUUGCAUACAGGUACCUUGUUGCACAUCAUCAAUAUCAUUUCGAAAACAUAAGAUACAAUUUCCAUUCAGAAUAUACUUGAAUAUCUUCCUUGACCAUCUUAAUACCGAAUGCAAUUAUGUUUGCAGACGCUGAUCCGAAACACUCGCGCCCGAACGGCAUUGGCAUCGUAGAGAGCGAAUAUGACCACAUUCCUUCCACUCCGCCUGAUGCUAUGGCUGUCCGCCAUUCAACGUCGCAGCAAUCCAUCCCCUCCACCGAAGCGCCUAAUUCACCCAUCGACCCUCAUUCUUCGUUUAAGGUCGAAUUAAACGAUGAUCACAAUCCAUCCUCGCAGGUCAUUCCCUCAUCCCUAACCCCACCUCCUUCGUCCCAGGUUCCCCAGGUCAAUGGUGUCUCUGGUAUGCCUCUAGGUUAUGUUAGUUCUCAAAGAGCUAACAUGUUUUCUCCCCCUGCCACGAUACUCCGGUCCCUCGCUCGCGAUGGCGGUUCUACAUCCGAUUUUAUUGCUCCAACCUCGGACCAAAUAUCAGACGCCUCAGCUGAUGAGCUUCGUGCUAUGGUUCAAGCAUGCCUCGCUGAGAAUGCGAGGUUGAAGAUGGAGACAGCACAUCACAAGUUGCAGUAUAACUUACUUAGCAUGCAGGCUGAUGAGGAUGCCAAGAGAGCCGCAGUAGAGCAUGAUAUGACGCGGCGGGAAGUGGAGGUAUUGCGUAUGACGGAGAAUUCGAGGCAAGCUCGCCGUGAGCUGAACGCGGCCGCAGAAUCAACGCAGGUCAAAUAUCGUGAACUCCAGUCGCAGUAUGAAAAUAUUGUCAAGGAAAACGAAGCUCUUCAAAAGCGCGUUAAGUCUGCUACCAAGCUCAUCCAACAGCAAAGCGAGGAACGGGACGGCUUAGUCGAGGAGCGAGAUAUGCUCCUCAACCGUAUCCGCGAAAACCGAGAGCAUUUCCACAUGCUUUGUAGCCCCGGUGGAGUGUUCCACGGGGCUCUAACGCCCAAAACCCCAGCAGCUGCUUCCCCACAGCAGUACCGAACCACACCACGUCAAACACCCAAAUCUGCUAAUCGGGAUGCUCGUCCCGACAAUUACAACAACCAGGUCGGAUUUGCAGCUCUCCUACAGGCUCUAAGUCACGAUAACAGCGCACCAUCGACCCCGACUGCGGCUAAUCGCCCUACCCUUCGAGCACCACCAAGACAUACCCGCGGCGUCCAGUCUCUAUCUUCUCUUCCCACCACGCCCACCUCGCGCGCUCGCGGGGAAUAUUCAGCCUUAUUACCCUCAGUUGAUUUAGUGCCGCAAACCGAACCCCCGAACCGGUAUGGCAACAGUCGAUUUGCCCUAGAGACGCCGGUGCAGAAGCGAGGGCGUCAGAGCCGGGAAAGCACCAUCUCUGCGGAUGAUAACAAUGAGGAGCUUGCUCGCGCAGCUCUCGAAUCCGUGGCAGCGGCUACGCAGUCAUAUAUGUCGCAGGAAUCGCGCGCUUCUCGACGAAGGGAUGAGGAUGAAGAGAUUUUUGAAAGUCAGGCUAGCCAGGCGGCGUCUGAAAUGCUUCGUCGCGAUCCACGCGAAAGCUUCGAGGUUGCCAGCUCGGUUGGGUCUCGUGAUGGCACGCCGGCACCGGCGGAAAAGUCAGCCAAGCUACAGUCGAAACUUUUUGCGGGGCUGAAUAAGGCAGGCCUUGCGGCGGAGAAGCGGAAGUUCAACGGCGGCACAGAAAAUGGUGAUAGCCGACGAGAAAAUGUUAUGAGUCCGACGAAGAAGAUUAGGUACGGGGCUGGGAGCGAGUCAAAUGGCCGGGUUGGCCUAGGAAUACGCUACAGCCAGGAGGCUUGAAGGCUCCCAAAAGAGUAAUCCUUGAUCAUUUUGGAGGAUGACAAGGUGGGUUUAUAUUUUUUUUUUCUGGGACAGUCAAUAGCUUUGGUGGGAUGAUGAUAUAUGGUUCUCACUUUGGACUCCGAUGAUGACGGCGUGAAGAAUGGAUGAUGAAUGUAUUAUACCCCUUUUUCGUGUCACGGCGUUUGGCUCUGGUUUCAUUUCGCGCUCAAAGGUAGCUAUGGUGUAUAGCGGCUUAGCGGAAUGCUCCCAAUGAGGAAUCUGAUUUGAUGGACUAUCUAUGUAGGAACAUUAUAGGCAAAUUGACAUAAUAGCUCCGUGAU